GUUGAAAAUAAAUACAUAUGUUGACGUUUAUUAAGAUAUAUUUAUAUAUAACGCUUUUAACUGGACCAAAUAAAACGCCGUUGCGCUCAAUUAAAAAAUGGCUAAAAAAAGCUCAAUUCGGACCGUACAAGCAAGCUUUUGACUAUGUUACCGUACGCGAAGGAGCUCACAUGUUCUACUGGUUGUACUACACAACGGCUCCAGUCAAACAUUACACCGAGCGCCCUAUUAUAAUAUGGCUACAAGGGGGCCCUGGCGGCUCCUCCACUGGCAUCGGGAACUUUGAAAUACUUGGACCACAAGAUCUGUCACUGAAAGACAGGAAUUAUACUUGGGUUAAAAAUUUCAACGUGAUGUUCGUCGACAAUCCCGUGGGUACAGGAUUCAGUUAUGUUGAUGAUGUCAAAUAUUUGACUAAAACUAAUUUAGAAAUAGCGACAGACUUUGUUGAACUGAUGAAAGGAUUCUAUGAAUCCCAUCGAGAAUUCGAAGGAGUUCCCGUAUACAUCUAUGGCCAGUCGUAUGGAGGCAAAAUGGCAAUUGACAUUGGUAUUGAAAUGCAUAAGGCAGAAAAAGAGGGCACAUUGAAGUCAAAUCUUCGCGGCAUAGCUAUGGGUAACGCAUGGAUAUCUCCAGUCGAUGCAACAUUAACUUGGGGCCCGUUACUGUUAGCUGCUGGUCUGGUUGACCAAGAUGGCUACGAGAGUAUCCAAGCAGCUGCUAGAAAAGCUGAGAGGCUUUUCAACGAAGGAUCCUAUGUCGAAUCUACGAACCAAUGGGCGCAGACGCAACGUGCGGUGUUUGCCGCCACAACUAGUGUUGAUUUUUACGAUAUUCUAGCGCCAAGAAAUGUAUCACUUCCUGAUACAAAAAAGAGUGCUUAUGAGGUUGCAAGAGAAAUGAUGAUACGAGACUCACCUCUUCGGUCUCGCCGCGAAAGCGAUGAAUGGGACACGCAUAUAUUAAUGAAUACCAGAGUCAAGCAGGCCCUUAAAAUUCCCGAAAAAGUCCGCUGGCAAGCAUCAUCAAAUGCAGUCUUUAACGCUCAAAACGGUGACUUUAUGAAACCAGUCACUGACGGUAUUGAAAAACUACUUAACGAGACAGACAUUAUUCUUACGAAAUACAAUGGAAAUGCUGAUUUAAUCUGUUCCACUCCAGGGCAAAUACUAUGGGUUGAUAGACUUCAAUGGGCGGGAGCUAAACAAUAUAAAAACUCCCCUCGUCGUCCCAUCUGGGAGAACGACCGUCUCGAAGGAUAUUACAAAGCUCAUGGAAACUUCAGAUUCUUCUGGAUCAAUACAGGAAGUCACAGCGCACCAAGAUCCAGCCCCGAAGCUCUUAGUGCUGUUCUACGUGAUAUGACUACGUUUGGAUAAUUUUUAAAGAUGCGACUAAUAAUAUUA
This is a messenger RNA of Papilio machaon (common yellow swallowtail), 1406 nucleotides long. RefSeq names its product retinoid-inducible serine carboxypeptidase. Gene Ontology annotation, molecular function: serine-type carboxypeptidase activity. Gene Ontology annotation, biological process: proteolysis. Bases 18 to 1379 code for a protein of 453 amino acids. Lineage: Eukaryota; Metazoa; Arthropoda; Insecta; Lepidoptera; Papilionidae. The transcript has 9 exons. The record is from RefSeq and is a predicted model, not a curated record.